Penicillium chermesinum is the source of this 1044-nucleotide messenger RNA. Its product is annotated as endonuclease III domain-containing protein. Gene Ontology annotation, molecular function: DNA binding; DNA-(apurinic or apyrimidinic site) endonuclease activity; oxidized pyrimidine nucleobase lesion DNA N-glycosylase activity. Gene Ontology annotation, biological process: base-excision repair; nucleotide-excision repair; base-excision repair, AP site formation. Gene Ontology annotation, cellular component: nucleus. Bases 1 to 1044 code for a protein of 347 amino acids. The transcript has a single exon. The record is from RefSeq and is a predicted model, not a curated record. Lineage: Eukaryota; Fungi; Ascomycota; Eurotiomycetes; Eurotiales; Aspergillaceae.
AUGCGGACCUCCAAGGCCUCGCAGGAUACCGCCAAGGUCUUCCAAGCUCUCUCGUCUACGCGUCGCCAAACGCGCAACUCGUCGUUGAAUAGCAGCGGACUGCGCAGCUUCGCCUACAAUGCUGCCGGCGUAAAGGAGGAGGAUAUCCCUCCCGUCACACGAGCCUCUCCAGGAACCGAUUCCUCGUUAUCGUCGGCAGAUACGGCCGACAUCGAAGAUCUGAUGCAGCCGCGGCCAAAGCGCCAGAAACGCAACCCGAGUGGCACCUCCCCCCGUGCCCCUUCCCGAGCCGCACGCAAUCCAACGGUUACCAAGGAGGAACCCGAGGCCAAACCGAGUGCCCCCGCCAGAGCCCGUCGGAUGCCGGCGAGAAAGACUCGUGAUGCGGCCGGGGAGGUUGUGGUCGAGCCGCCCUCGAAUUGGGAGGUUAUGUAUAAUACGGUGAAGAAGAUGCGUGAGGACAACCCCACGGCCCCGGUGGAUACCAUGGGCUGUGCAGAGCUGUACUGGCGUGCUUCGUCGCCGCAGGACCGCAGGUUCCAGACGCUUAUCGCCCUGAUGCUCUCAUCGCAAACGAAGGAUACGGUCACGGCUGUUGCGAUGCAGCGAUUGCAUACCGAGCUUGGCGAGGGAGCCGAGGCGGCGGAGACCAAGGUGAAAAGCGAAGGCGACGAAGCCAAGAUCAUUGAGAAAGACAGCACCCUCAAUCUAAAGAACAUUCUCGCGGUGGAACCGAGCAGGCUAAACGAGCUCAUCCAUACCGUCGGCUUCCACAAUAACAAAACAAAGUACAUCAAAGCUGCAGCCCUGAUCCUUCGGGAUCAAUACGAUGGCGAUAUCCCGUCAACACCAGAAGGCCUGAUGGCUCUACCAGGCAUCGGUCCUAAGAUGGCCUACCUCUGUAUGAGUGCUGCGUGGGGAAAGCAUCUGGGGAUUGGCGUGGAUGUGCAUGUUCACCGAAUCACGAAUCUGUGGGGCUGGAAUAAGACGAAGACCCCCCGAGGAGACUCGGCACGCCUUGCAGUCCUGGCUGCCGCGCGAUAA